Molecule: messenger RNA, 3123 nt
Organism: Ipomoea nil (Japanese morning glory)
Lineage: Eukaryota; Viridiplantae; Streptophyta; Magnoliopsida; Solanales; Convolvulaceae
Exons: 2
Coding region: 48-758 (236 amino acids)
Biological process (GO): Group II intron splicing; chloroplast organization
Molecular function (GO): RNA binding; protein binding
Source: RefSeq, a predicted model, not a curated record
UACACUUUAUCAGUUUAUCCUCUUCUAGCGUCGAUAUUGCAGUGGUCAUGGCAGCCUCGCUGGGCUCAAGUCUCAACUUCAUCUCGUAUCCACCGUCAACAACUGCCCACCCGGUGACCUCCGCCGCUUCUAGAAGCUACAUUCCGGUGCGAUGUGGCGCCGGAUCACGGAGCAACCGAGGGCCGCUCUACAAAGGCCGAAUUCUGAGCACAGAGGCGAUCCAAGCCAUCCAAGCUCUGAAGCGGGCGCAGAGAACCAACCCCUCGGAAAUCGACUCUAGUAUUUCUUCUACAAUUUCCCGCCUCCUUAAGCCGGACCUACUGGCCGCCUACAAAGAGCUUCUCCGUCAAGAGCACUGCGAUUUGGCUCUCAGAGUCUUCUCCGCCCUUAGACUGGAAUACGACUCGCCGGACUUGAAUCUGUACGCCGACAUGGCUGCCACUUUGGCUAGGAACGGAUUCACAGAAGAAAUCGACCGUUUGAUUUGCGAUUUGGAAAGUGAAGGUGCGAUCCAGCUUGACGGUUCCAAUUCCAAGGGGCUGGUUAAGUUAGUGAAGGCGUUGAUUGCAGCUGGGAGGGCGGAAUCUACGGCCAGGGUUUACCGGCUGAUGAAGAGGAGCGGCGCUGAAGUUGAUGAUUAUCUGGCUAUCGUGUUGAGUAAGGGAUUGCGGCGGUUUGGGAUGAAGGAGGAAGCUGAUGAGGUUGAUAUGGAAUUACACAGGUUGUCUCGGGGCAUUCUGGACAAACAACAAGUUUAGACAUUACUGCAGUUUGCUUAUACCCAGGAAGAAAACCAGAAAUUAGUCUAAUUGUGUAAACGCUUUUAUAUAUAUCAAUUAAAGAAGAACCAAUUACUCUUGACUCUGAGAGUAUUUUUUUCUAAGUCUUACGUUGGUGCACAAUGUUCCAAUUAUUAUUCUAUAAGUGAAAGAUGCUUGGGUUACUCCAUACCCAGCAUUACUCCAUCUCUGGCAAUCUCUCACUCCACCUCACCAGGUAAGAUUGACUAUAAAGAAUCGGGAUGUGCUUUUGAAGGACUAAAACAAAAACUAGGCAUCAAGGAAUUCAAUUGUAGUUGUAUCUUUUUCAUUAUGUUUGGACUGUGUGCAGAGUUCAAUAAUAUUUUGGAUUGGAUGAAGCAGCAAAAUGUAAAAGAGCCAAUUACUAGACUUUGUUAUAGUACAAAGGUUGUCUGAUAGCAAAAUGUGCCGAACUUAAUGCAAUCUUCUUGACCAGGAACCUCAUAAGUCAUAAUCAAAUGAUAUUGAAAGGAAAUAAAUCAUCUUUGCGGUAGCAGGGCAGUCUGAGUUAUGCUCUUUGUGAACUUUGAAGUGCUAUAUCAUCAUGCUUGAACUAACUGCAAAUUAUGUGCACUUGACCACUACACCAUGUCAACCUUCAUUUUUUCUCCCUUCCAAAGUGUUUAAAUUUGUUUAUUAUCAACUUCUACGAAGUUCUGUUGUUUCAUUCCCAACUGCAGUUAUGAUUUUCUUUAUGAUGAAUUCUUUCCCCUUAGUAGUCAUCAAUCCCAAUUGCAAUAUCCAGAAUUAAUCAGGUUGACAUAGUUGGGCUUGACAUUGAAAUGUCAGUCAUGUUAAAUAGUUGGUUAUGGUCGUGUCUCUAAUGAAGGUACUUAUGACGCUCUUUGUUUUUUGAUUGGAUAAAGUAUUGUCUCAUGCAGUAGUGGAACUUAAGAAGUCUUCACUAUGCUUUUAAUUUGUUCUCUUUUUUCCUUCGUUGGCAUUAGCCAGGAAUGUUAUUUCAAUAUGAGGCAGAAUUUGAUGUUUUCCUUGAGUUUCUCAUGUGGUUCUUCACUUGUUCUCCAUCUGGGUUGAUAAGCCUACUUCUGGAAAUGGUUUAAUGAAUUUGCAUAGAGAUGAGUGAAAAAGGUAAGAACUUCACAGAGUUCUCUGCUUGACGCUGUUUAUGGUAAUACAAACUUAGUAUCUUUAAUUAUUUAUGUGAGAUACCUCUGGUAAUAUAUGUUUUAAUUGCAGUAAUUAAUAAGUCCUGUUAUACUGAUUCAGACACAGCAUAUAUGUUUCUGGUGACAAUUAUAUAUAAUUCAGGCAUUCUCUCCUCUAAAGACUAUUUUGACAUUCAGGAAAUGUCACUCUUGCUUCUUUCCCUGCUAAACUCAUCCUACACAAAGACUUUCUUGAUCCAUUCUCUCAAAGGAGAAAUCUUCAAAUUCUGCAGUUGAUGAGGCUGUAUGCCAUCUGUCUGGCAGUCCAAGAAUUCCAUUUGUAGCUAUGCUUUGUCAGUAUAGAUACACAACAUAUUUAUUUAUCAUGUCAGCUAUGCAUCUUUUUUUUUUUUUUUUUUUUGGUAAAUGUCCAUAUAGCAUUGCAUAGAAGAAUUUCAUUUAAAUUUUUUUAAAAAAAUCUAGGCCAUAAUAGGUUCCAAUGGUAAAUUACUUCUGGAGACUCGUUGAUAAAUGUGAAACUGAAUGGGAAGGAAAAUUAAAUAGAAGAUUUUGAUAAAGACUUCCAUUAUGAGCUUCUUCUCUUUUUUGGAGCUGUGAUAAAGAUAGGUCUUAAGGACUGAGAAUUUAUUUCUCUUUUGCUUUGUCUAAAGGAAAGUGGACUCCUAAUCCUCUGUAUUCAUUUUACUUAAUCAGAUAUGCAUGUAAUUUAGGUUGUUUCACUUAGUUGUUAUUGUCACAGGCACUGUACUUGGCAGUUCCUUAGUAUUCUUCUGUCUAUUAACUUACAUGCUGGUUUGGGACCUGAGUUGAAACCUAUUUGACAUGCUUAAUAAUGUUGUUGAAAACUAAUUUUUCUGAGAGAAUUGUGUCUGAACCGUUAACGGGAUUCAACCAUUGACAGGUACCAUCACUGCUUGCAGGGACUUCAUCAAACAGUGAAUGAAAGGCGAGUUGAGGGUGAAGAUACCAUAUUGAAGUUGCCCAAAAGAAAGAAAAAAAAAAACACCGCAUUUCUCUCACAAAUCGCAAUCAAGAAUUCAAGAUUCUUUUUAUAAAGCAUCUCUUCCUCUUUACUAAACAUUCAUCUUUUGCAAACUUUACAUGCACUGUUGGAUGUAGCUUUAUCUUUAGAUGUCAUUCAUAAUCUAUUUCGACUUUUCUCAGAUAUUAUAGAAGUCAAUUGAUAUUUGAUACCA